AAUUAUCCUUUGUUACUGCGCAUUGUCAAAGAGGGAGGCCAUCGUGGAUUACAGGAAUGUCAGAGACAGUUUAAGAAAGAGAUAUGGAACUGUUCCCUGGUCAACAAGAAUGUGUUUCAGCAGUUGCCUAUCUUUGUUAAAACCACUUUGCCACAGGGUGAGUAUCGGACAUUUUGUUGUUUAAGAUAAGGCCAACAGCCAGUGAAUAUGGAUCGAAAACUGAAAACUUUUAGUAAUAAUUAGACAGAAAACUUUUAGUAACAACUAAACAAAAAACUAAGGGACUGACUUAGGAAUAUCAAGAUACCAGAGAUAUUUAUAAUGUAACAACCUUCAAAAUCAACCAGAGCCCAAACGGGCUCCUGAGACUUUCUGCUCAAUGUUUUUAAGUACUAUCUGCAGAAACUGUAAACUCACGUGCGACGUUAAAUAUUGGAAAUUUUUGUUAAUUUUUUUUUCUCUCGAGGAAGUUUGCAUGGCAACUUUAAUAAGACAAAAACUUAGUCUGACUAAACAUUUUUACACAGAGCAGUUCUUCCAAAAAAGGCGAAGCUAAGUCUUAGCUGGUGUCAAGAAUACGACAGAGCCGUGCAUAACUGAUCAUCAUCAAGGACUGCCCGUUGCCAUAAAGAGACUGUCGGUGAACCUCUGAUAACAAUUGAUCUAUGUUGCUAAUAUACCUAGGCCAACAUUAACACUUACUUCUCAAUUAAGGCAAAAUGCUGGUUUAGGGAGGGGUAGGUGGGCAGCUUCCCAGAAACGUAUAAUGAUCCAAUGUAAUCUUAAAUCUGUACAGCCACUCGGGAAACCGCUUUUCUUCACGCCAUCAGCAGCGCCGCCAUUACACACGAGAUCACUCUUCAAUGCGCACGCAAUAGAAUCCCCGGAUGUAGAUGCGGUAAAACGAGAAAACAGCUGCAAGGAGACCGUGAGUGGGAAUGGGGCGGAUGCAGCGAUAACACCAAAUAUGGAGAAAAGGAGACGAGACGCUUCAUCGACAGACUAGAGAAAGGAAACGACGCUCGCACAGUAUUCAACCUGCAUAAUAAUCAAGUGGGAAGAAAGGUAAACUGACUCGACAUUAUUUAUCGUUCGCAUAAAAUCGGCAAAUGUGUGUCGUGACCAAUCAUAAGAGGUAGAGGAUUUAAAAAGUUACAGAGGUUAUGUUACGAAUUAUGCCAAAAUUCUAAGAGUAGGAACUGCCUACAAAAGUGGGGCCCGGAUGGAGAAAGGUUUGAAGUUGUGGGUUUUUGAAAACUUGUUAGCCUAAGUUCAUUUUCGUUGUUUAUAUCGUUUGGUAUAAUGCUCGGGAUUUUGUGGCCGAGAGUUUGCCGUACAUGGGGAAUUUCUUCGUCAUCGUUUUAAAAAGAAUCCGUCAAAUCUCGUGUGGGACAUACCACAGUUUCUUAGACUUCCUUUGUACAACCGCAAAUUGCGCUACUUUUCAAUUUCCAAGUCCUGUAAUUAAACAUGCACGAUGACCUACAUUGAUUGACUCAAGCUCAAACUUUACCCAGCAGUUCUUUUGUCUUGCCAGUUUUAACUACAAUGGUCUGACAGAAUGAUUGUUAUUUGUUUAAAACAGGUUGUUCGAGGAAGCCUCAAAAAAGAAUGCAAGUGUCAUGGCGUCACUGGCAGUUGUACCUUGAAAACCUGCUGGAAGCAGCUGGCUCCUUUUGCCGUCGUUGGAUCAGCGCUUAAGCAGAAGUACCUCACAGCUGUUCCAGUGUCAUUCAAAAACAACAAACUUCACGAGAAAGAAGGCCGAGACAGACCGCUAUCAAGGAAAUCCAAGAAGCUUGUUUACUUAGACUCGUCCCCAGACUACUGCGUACGAAAUACUACAGCUGGCUCUCUUGGAAUGCUGGGAAGAACCUGUACAAGUGACGCUGGACACACCAAGCAAUGCAGAUCUCUUUGUCAAUCUUGUAACUUGCGGGCUCAAACCAAAGAACAUUACAAACAGGUCAAGUGCAGAUGUAAAUUUGUGUGGUGCUGUACUGUGAAAUGCGAGUUAUGCACUGUGAAAUAUUCGCUUACAACUUGUUCAAAAUAG
Molecule: messenger RNA, 2056 nt
Organism: Porites lobata
Lineage: Eukaryota; Metazoa; Cnidaria; Anthozoa; Scleractinia; Poritidae
Source: the annotation of a GenBank genome assembly